AUGUGUAGCCAGAGAGAUGAUUCAGAGCUUUAUGAAUGCCACAAUAAACACAAUGGAUCUGCUACAGGAGAGGAAGGCGUCAGCAAGGUAAAAUUGUCUGCUACAGCUGACCCUUGUGCGCAACGUCAGCAACGGAAAAUGAAGACCAUACCCGCUGAACCCAAAGAACUAGAGAAUCAAAAGACCUGCCUUGAUAUUAUCCGUGAUAGCUUUGCUGCAAGGCCCAUUAGCGUGCGAAUCCUCAUCGUCCUGACUUUGGACCAAUCGAACCCCAACUUUGAGACAGUCGAAGAAGGUCUUCAAUUGCGAGCAGAUGAGUCUCCGAAGGAGGCAAUAACCGGCAUAGGAAUGUUUGUGGCCCACUUCGCAGUUCUUCUGCUCGAAGGGGCUUACCGUCCAGUAAUGGACUGUGUCCGUUGGCUGGACCAGCUGGAGGCAACACGACAGAUUUUGGAUGGCACAGUGAUAUUUUUCUCGGAUUAUCGAACGUAUAAAUUGAUGCCCAGUUACUGGAGCUUCAGGCCAAAAGACUUCCUGGACAUGCGAUUCGACGAAGGUGAUAUUGAACUGACUGAGGAAGCGGUUGCGCAACAGGCCACCAGUCUUUAUGAAAAAAUGGUGCUUUUGAUACACGAACUGCGAUCCACAAAUCUGGAGGCAAGACUGGAUCCUACUGGGCUCCUUGCCAAGGAGUUUGUGAAGUUUGCGCCUGACCCCCGAGUUGUUCAUGCCCUGUUGAGCGCAUCUAUCACCAAGAAUUUGCUGUUUUCGCUGGGAGGUAAGGAAGAGUUGGCUUGUUGUGUGGAGGCCGUUCUCUUGGUGUUAUUCUCUUCUGAACUUCCGAAGGUUCUUCUUUAUAGUUAUACAUCGGACUAA
This is a messenger RNA of Cyclospora cayetanensis, 876 nucleotides long. RefSeq lists its product as uncharacterized. Bases 1 to 876 code for a protein of 291 amino acids. The record is from RefSeq and is a predicted model, not a curated record. The transcript has 7 exons. Lineage: Eukaryota; Apicomplexa; Conoidasida; Eucoccidiorida; Eimeriidae.